Talpa occidentalis (Iberian mole) is the source of this 9562-nucleotide messenger RNA. It is a transcript of the gene UNC5D, whose product is annotated as unc-5 netrin receptor D. Gene Ontology annotation, molecular function: protein binding; netrin receptor activity. Lineage: Eukaryota; Metazoa; Chordata; Mammalia; Eulipotyphla; Talpidae. The record is from RefSeq and is a predicted model, not a curated record. Gene Ontology annotation, biological process: netrin-activated signaling pathway. The transcript has 24 exons. Gene Ontology annotation, cellular component: membrane. The coding region runs from base 687 to 3518 and encodes 943 amino acids.
GUCCUGUAGUCAAGAAUUCCAGUGUGAAUUCAGCUCCAUCAUGGAAGAGCAUGGAAUCUUGGACUACUCCAUGGGAAGUAUAAAUAUCAGCUGGACAUUUUCACUCUUGGAGAAAAUGCCAACAUGUCCCAUCUUCCUAGAAAAGCCAUGAGUUCGUAGUAGGGAGACCACAGACUGAGCAGGAAAUAAAGGAGAUCUCCUGAGGUCAUCUGGUCCAUGCCACAGCUGAGAAAUGGUGAAAUGGAGGCCCAGAGAGAGGAACUGCUUUGUCCAAAGUCACAUGAUACAGCGACACAGGAUUGGCUAGAAAAUGAUCCGAGGCUAAAAUCUAGGCCGCCCAAUUUUAGAAAUUCUGCCCUGCAAGUGUGUCUUCAGCUGCUUUGGGACAGCUAUAUCAACACUAACUGAACUAUUCCUGUCUACUAAUUUUGUGCUGGUUUAAAAGCAUUUAAAGGAUAUGAAACACUUCUUGAAACAGAAUAACCUAUGACCAUCCUUGUAGAAAAUACUCAUUUGUGAUAGAAGUGCCACAUAGUCUUGAAGAAUAAAGAAAGUCAGAAAAUGAAUGACUAUUUUCCAGAAGACAGGUGUGAUGGCUGACCUGAUGUUUAAAAACAAGGCAGAAUCAAAAGGCUGAAAGUUGAAGGAAACAGGUUUCGUGGCAGCAGGAGGGAGUUAAGCCUCGGAUGUGCCCACCUCUUGGAACCGACAAUGGUGAAGUCCUUCCUGAUUCCAUCCCCUCAGCUCCUGGGACACUGCCUCAUUUCAUUGAGGAACCAGAUGAUGCGUAUAUCAUUAAGAGCAAUCCCAUUGCACUGAGGUGCAAAGCACGGCCAGCCAUGCAGAUAUUUUUCAAAUGCAAUGGCGAGUGGGUCCAUCAGGAUGAGCACGUCUCUGAGGAGAGCCUGGAUGAGAGUUCAGGCUUGAAGGUCCGGGAGGUGUUUAUCAACGUCACCAGGCAGCAGGUGGAGGAUUUCCAUGGGCCAGAGGAUUAUUGGUGCCAGUGUGUGGCGUGGAGCCACCUGGGGACCUCCAAGAGCAGGAAGGCCGCCGUGCGCAUAGCCUAUUUACGGAAAAACUUUGAACAAGAUCCACAGGGAAGGGAGGUUCCUAUUGAAGGCAUGAUUGUGCUGCACUGCCGCCCCCCGGAGGGGGUCCCAGCUGCUGAGGUAGAAUGGCUGAAAAAUGAAGAGCCCAUUGACUCUGAACAGGAUGAGAACAUUGACACGAGGGCUGACCACAAUCUCAUUAUCAGGCAGGCACGGCUCUCAGACUCAGGGAAUUAUACCUGCAUGGCAGCCAACAUCGUGGCCAAGAGGAGGAGUCUGUCUGCCACAGUGGUGGUUUAUGUGAAUGGAGGCUGGUCUUCCUGGACAGAGUGGUCAGCCUGCAAUGUUCGCUGUGGUAGAGGAUGGCAGAAACGUUCCCGGACCUGCACCAACCCAGCUCCUCUCAAUGGUGGGGCCUUUUGUGAGGGAAUGUCAGUGCAGAAAAUAACCUGCACUUCUCUCUGUCCUGUGGAUGGGAGCUGGGAAGUAUGGAGUGAAUGGUCGGUCUGCAGUCCAGAGUGUGAGCACUUGAGGAUCCGAGAGUGCACCGCCCCGCCCCCGCGAAACGGGGGCAAAUUCUGUGAAGGUCUAAGCCAAGAAUCCGAAAACUGCACAGAUGGACUCUGCAUUCUAGAUAAAAAACCUCUUCAUGAGAUAAAACCCCAAAGCAUUGAGAAUGCCAGCGACAUUGCUCUGUACUCGGGCUUGGGUGCUGCUGUCGUGGCCGUGGCGGUACUGGUCAUUGGCGUCACCCUGUAUAGACGGAGCCAGAGCGACUAUGGCGUGGACGUGAUUGACUCUUCUGCAUUGACAGGUGGCUUCCAGACCUUCAACUUCAAAACAGUCCGUCAAGGUAACUCCCUGCUCUUGAAUCCCUCCAUGCAACCAGACCUGACAGUGAGCCGAACAUACAGCGGGCCCAUCUGCCUCCAGGAUCCCCUGGACAAAGAACUCAUGACAGAAUCCUCGCUUUUUAACCCUUUGUCGGACAUCAAAGUCAAAGUCCAGAGCUCCUUCAUGGUUUCCCUCGGAGUGUCUGAAAGAGCUGAGUUCCAUGGCAAGAAUCAUUCCGGGACUUUCCCCCAUGGAAACAACCGCAGCUUUAGUACAAUGCACCCCAGAAAUAAAACACCCUACAUCCAAAACCUCUCAUCACUCCCCACAAGGACAGAACUGAGAACGACAGGUGUCUUUGGCCAUUUAGGAGGACGUUUAGUAAUGCCAAAUACAGGAGUGAGUUUGCUCAUACCACAUGGCGCCAUCCCGGAGGAGAACUCUUGGGAGAUUUAUAUGUCCAUCAACCAAGGUGAACCCAGCCUGCAGUCAGAUGGAUCCGAGGUGCUCCUGAGUCCUGAAGUCACCUGCGGUCCCCCAGAUAUGAUUGUCACCACUCCCUUUGCAUUGACCAUUCCACACUGUGCGGAUGUCAGUUCAGAGCACUGGAACAUACACUUAAAGAAGAGGACGCAGCAGGGCAAGUGGGAGGAAGUGAUGUCAGUGGAGGAUGAAUCCACAUCCUGUUACUGCCUUUUGGAUCCCUUUGCAUGCCAUGUGCUCCUCGACAGCUUUGGGACCUAUGCCCUCACUGGAGAACCAAUCACAGACUGUGCUGUAAAGCAACUCAAGGUGGCAGUCUUUGGCUGCAUGUCCUGUAACUCUCUGGAUUACAACUUGAGAGUGUACUGUGUGGACAAUACCCCCUGUGCAUUUCAGGAAGUGGUUUCAGAUGAAAGGCAUCAAGGUGGACAGUUACUGGAAGAACCAAAGUUGCUGCAUUUCAAAGGGAAUACUUUUAGUCUACAGAUCUCUGUCCUUGAUAUACCCCCAUUCCUCUGGAGAAUUAAACCAUUCACUGCAUGCCAGGAAGUCCCCUUCUCCCGCGUGUGGUGCAGCAACCGGCAGCCCCUGCACUGUGCCUUCUCCCUGGAGCGCUACACGCCCACCACCACCCAGCUGUCCUGCAAGAUCUGCAUCCGGCAGCUCAAAGGCCAUGAGCAGAUUCUUCAAGUGCAGACGUCAAUUCUAGAGGAAACAGCGGCUGAGAAGAGGUCAUACAGCAUCCAUGAUCACACGGAGCUAGGAAUGAGUGAAAGAGAAACUAUCACUUUCUUUGCACAAGAGGACAGCAGUUUUCCUGCCCAGACUGGCCCUAAAGCCUUCAAAAUUCCCUACUCCAUUAGACAACGAAUUUGUGCUACAUUUGAUACUCCCAAUGCCAAAGGCAAGGACUGGCAGAUGUUAGCACAGAAAAACAGCAUCAACAGGAAUUUAUCUUAUUUUGCUACACAAAGUAGCCCAUCUGCUGUCAUUUUGAACCUGUGGGAAGCUCGUCAUCAGCACGAUGGUGACCUUGACUCCCUGGCCUGUGCCCUUGAAGAGAUUGGGAGGACACACACAAAACUCUCGAACAUUACAGAAUCCCAGCUCGAUGAACCCGACUUCAACUAUAGCAGGCAAAACGGACUCUAGUCCACCUUGUCUCCUGAGAGUGACUGCCAGCUUCGGGACAUUUGCUUUAAAUGGGAAAGAAAGAGGCAGUUUUCUGCCGGAGGGAUUUGGGGAAUUCAGCCUUCAUUCACAAUCAGUGAGAACCCCUGGUUGAAGAAACUGCAUUUUAUAUAGGCAAAAUAUGUUAAUAGGGCAAAGUACAAGUUCUCUUAACUAUCAGAGGGCUCUACUGUCUCCUUUGAUGAAUCCACACUGGGGUUAACAUUUGAUGAAUUCCUCAGAUUUGAAGUGGCAAGGAAAAAGAGCAAGUCAUAGCUAGAUAGCAGUGACUGUGGGGAAAAUGAGCUACAAUAAAGCUGGGAAGGCAGAGAAUGAAGAAGUGCAUGUUUUGUAACAGGUUUUUAAUGAUGUGGCCCAAAGGGCCAGCUGAUUCUGUGACCAGAUUGUCAGUGUUUUCUACCAACUGGCAUCCGUGAUGUUGGCAAUCAUCAUAAAACUGGCUUUUAGAAGUGAGAUAUGGUUGCCAACUUAUUUGUGUAACUUCAACAACAUUAAGGAGAGCACUUAGAGUUUAGGAUCUGAGUACAUCACACCAGCACCAAUACCCUAUCUAUCCUAGCCACUCAAUGGAAAUAAGACUUAGAGGUAAGAUAGACUACAAACAAGUCCUUGCAGUAUCUUCCAUAUUCUUUUUCUGCUAGAGGCAAGUCUACUCACAUUCAUUCUUCCCCUUCCUUACCCACUACAGUAGAGGUUUCUAGGAGCAUAAUCAGAUUGUUAAGUAUGAAAAAGUAUUUCUUCUAAUUGAACAAAGAUGGACCACCUUAUUCCAGUUAAGUCACUCAAACUGCAAAGUGAGUUUAUAACAAAGCUAUGCUAUAGAUUUGAAGACAAAGAGACCAAGUCAGGUCCAUGGAAACUUACAAAGUGCUGAUGUCACAAAUAAGCUGCAAUUCUAGGAUGUAUUUGAUCCAGUUUCCCCCAAAUCAUUGUUAUAUGGGGAAAAGCAUUUUACUAUACUUUUCAAUCCAGAUUCUUGAAGUUUUCUAGUCUUUUGGUACUGUUAUCACCAAAUCUGUGUAGGGCUAUAGUUCAUCCUCCUUUUGCCUCUUGGGGAAUUCGCAGAUAGUCUUUGCUCUAGUGACACCCCAGUAUAUAGAUAUAUACUCUACCACCAUGUCCCAGACACCACAUGCAUUGUUGAGGGAGCCGUCAAGCUCUGAUUACAAGCUCACCAAUGAUGCUUUCUCCACAGGACCAUUCUUACAUGGUUUUGUUUUAAAUGAGAGAUAAUGAGAUUGUAGAGAAUUAAAUUCCACAGUAAAUUAUGACUCCCCUGAUCAUAACAUUUCAUCUUUUCUCCUGUUAAAUCCUUUUUGAAAAGAUCACCCAGUAGACUUAAGACAGACAGAGCUUCUCCUGCUUGUCUUCUGGUCGUUGUUUGAAUUAGCUGUCCACAAUCAGGACAACCAAGGCCAAGGACAUAGAUAAACCACAAGGCAAAUCAGCUAGUUAGAUAUCAAUUAUGCUAGAGUAAAAUUGAAAUAGUCAGGGAAUGAGAGAGGUGGGGAGUACUUGGCAGUGGGGAUAUGAUCAGUUUUUUUUUUUUUAAUGGUCAGUUUUUUAAAACAAAGUUUUUGCAAAUCUCAAGUUAUAAAACAAUGUUGUAAAUCUCCACCUAAGUGAAAAAGACCUAAAUAUUGGUUGGAUUAUGAUACUAUGGUUAAGGCAUUGAAAAAUUUGAAUGUGUUGGUCAUUUUCUCUAGUGUGUGGUAUAUAUGGUCUCCUAUAUUUGAUAGAAGGCUUUGCUACAUGAAAUUAAAAAGCAUCUUGCUUUUCUCAGGAACCAAAGGCAUAUUAUAUGUAAUGAAAAAAAUCCUCUUGGAACUACCAAACUUAUUUUCAAAAUACCAUAUCUAGAUCAGGUAAACAUCCUUUUGCCAGUGUGUUCAACUUAUUUAUUUCUUCUAGGGAUCAAUGGGAAGCAUGAAAGUGUAAAUCAUUUAACAUCCCUGAUAUAAUUUCUGGAAUAGAAAGAAGUGAAGUAGAUGGUCAACCUCCCAAAAUAAAUUAUAGAGUGGAUUAGCAUGGGUGGUGUACAGAAGGAAUCUGCAUUAACUGUUGGAUAAGAAUUUAUAGAAAUCACAAUAUAGAGCUUUAGUUAGUAUCCAUCUUGGAGGAUUUUAUUUUUAAACCAUCUUACCCUUUUUUCUUCUUCCCUUCUAAUUGGUUUCAUAAUAGUUUCUUUUUUUUCUGUGUAUCCACACAGAUUAAUUUUAGAGUUUAAGACAAAUGAAAACUUAUUUUCCCUAGAGUAAAUCUAGAUUAUUUCAGGUGAGAUUAUCAUCAAUUUCUGAGUGUCUAGAAUUUGCUCCCACAGAUUUUUCUUGGGGUUGUCCUAUUGAAUGACAAAGGAAGCAAAUUAACAUGAUUCACCUGUGAUUUCAGCACAAGGUUCAAAUACUUCAUUUUGCUCAUUCUUUACAUUUAUCUUAUUUCUGCUAGUAUCCCACAUAGGAUUUCUACAGAAAUGUAUGAAAUCCUGUGGACAUUGCAUGUUUAUAUCAUACAGUAUUUUACAAUAGAAUUCCAAAGAGAACCCAUGUUUGUGAGAUUUAUGGGCCAAGGUGUAUGUAUGUAUGUUUGUGGUAGAAGGAGCGUGAAGUUGCAGGUCAUACAGACUUAGUGGGCAUUUGAACUUAGGGUUACUCUCUGUGACUCAAGCCCUUACUCUGUUUUAGUAUUAGCCUACUCCCACAUAGAUACCCGUCUAGAAAGAGAUUUACUACCAAGCGGAAAACUUCAAAGUCUUAGUGCAAAAUGAACCAAGAAAUUAAAAGUGGCCUUUAAUAACUUGGUAGGUUACUUAAUUUUUUUACAAAAUAUUCCACUUAAUGCCAAAUCUUUCGGUCCUCAAAGGUAUUUAAGUCUAAUAGUCAUGCUUUAAACAUGACUUAAAUUAUGCCACCAAAAUGGUGCACUUCACAGCUUCCCCAAAUUGCAGCAUCAUAAAGUUAAUUUACAGUUUUUAUAACAUUGCUUGUGCAGUCUUACUGGUUUACAUUAAAAUCUUUUAAGCCAAAAGGAAGUUCACUUUAUGAAUUUAAAUGCAAACUUCAUUUACCGGUGCAGAAAGUGUCAUAAAACUCAGAUGUACUCCCACAAAAAUUUUAUUGACUUUUUUGUAAGAGAUGAAUAGGAAUCAACACAGUUCUCUUUAAAGAGGGGAACUAUCCUCAUUGCUAUCCCCAUUGUUAUCUUGUGUGAUGCUCCCUAUAUUUUCCUUUCAGUUGGCUUUAGGAGGGGACAUUAAGCAAAUCACUAAAACAGGGUUCUCUUUGGAUUAAAAGUUUUAAAUUUAUUGCAAGUAUUUUCGUAGACAAUUUCUGAACAUUAUUUGGUUUUAAGAUAGUAUCCUCUGCUUGCCAAACUUCUGGCAAAAUACAUGAAUUUCAAGAUGUUACAUUAUCUUUUGAUGAAUUUUUUUUGUUUUUCUUUUUAUUGUUUUUCAAUUCCUUAGACCCUCUGUAAAGGUGUUGACUAAUAUAGCUAUCAGAUGUAUUGAAGGUGAAGUUCUUUCAGAGGUCUUUGUUCCAGAUCUGUGAAGGUCACAGGAAACAUAUGGAGGCACUGAGAAACCUGCUUCUCAGGCCCAUUGUGUGGCUCAUUUCCAUUAAUUUUCCUCAUGAAACAUUGCAAAGUUCUGAAUCCUUAGUAACUCCCAUUAUCGGGACUAGAGGUAACAUGCACAGCAAAUGGGAGAGCAAAAUGUUGUCCUACAGAUAUGACAAAAUUUUAUUAGCCCUUUGGUGUUCGUUGCCAUAGCUCUGUAUUUGAAAAUCGAUGCUUUAGCCAAAAGUUGAAUGGCCACUGUUUCCGCAGUUUCCACUGUUUUGUCUGCAUAGAAUUUUCCUGAACUACAAGCAAAAAUGUGUUUUGUCAAAUGUCACAAAGUGAAGAUGUUACUACUCUUAGAUGUGUUGCAUAUUUCGUUUUUACUUUACAAACUCUUUCAAAAGCUGCAGUUAUAAAGCUGUUUGGCUGUAUUGACAGCAUGUGGUGUUUUUCGCAAAAGCAAUUCUAGGAGAGCCAGUGUCUACCUCGGACCCCUCAUAUCCCCACUCCAGGGGUGACAACAAGAUCUGAAUGGCUAUUUGUAUGCUGUAUUUUUUCAAAAGAUAAAAGGGGAUGCAAAUCAGACCUGGCCAUUAGUCACUAGUGUGUAGUACUGUGAUCUGAAGUAGGAAAUUUAACUCACAUAGAAUAAUUGUGGUUUUUGAAGCAGCUACUUUGCUUUUUUCCUUUUGCUGUGAAGAUCAUAGAUUUGGAAUGUCCUCAUGAGGUGGGCCUAAGACAGUAACAAAAACUUUCAUGUCUUAGAAUCUACCCUCCAUCUGAACCCAAAGAUAUAAAAAGGCAGUAAGCUUCAUGUUUAGGCCUAAACUUAAAAAUUUCCUCCUCUGCCCCUAAUAUUGAGUUUGGUAAGGGGUACAACUUUCUUCCCCCCAAAAGUUAUAGCCUUGAAUUAUGAAAGUGAUCACUAAAUUUGAUAAUGUAAAUUUUUACGAGAAUGGAAAUGUUCAAUUCUUUCCAAAAGGCAUGACAAUGAAAAUGUCCUUUUGCUUCAAAUUUUGCUAACCUCAAAAAAAAAUUUACAUACAAAUUCCAGAACUGAAUUAUACAAUUCCCUUAAAACCUGACAGAUAACAGUAGAUUGGGAGAGAUUUAACAAUGAUUCUGUUGAAUCAUGAAAAGGGAUUUUUGAGGGGUGUUUAUUAAAAAAAAAAAAAUCAUGCCUUAUGACCCCAUUACUGAAACACAGACAUUACAAAAUCAGAAAACAGAUCUAAUAAUUCUGAUAUCCCUCCAUUAAUGUGUUCUGGUGAUGGUGAAGAGAGAUCACCCUUUACCAGGAGGCUUUGAUCUAAACCUCAUUAGAGGGAAACUGUAAAAUUUUCAAUUAGAAACCCUCUCCAAGCUUUGUCUUGUAAGAACUAGGUUGGCCACUCCCAUUCGAAACUCUUUAUGAAGGGAGGGGGGAGGGGAAAUCAGUCUGUGGGAAUUUUCUGGUCAGGAAAACAAUUUUCUCCCCUUUUCUAAACUGGAAUAAAGACUUACUUAAAAUCUCUCGUUUUUCAUAAUUGUUUCUAAUUGAUAGAGGCAAUCCAGUAAGUCUUGACCUAGAAAUAUUGCAAAUACAAGCAAUUAGAGUAAAACUGGCUUAUUCUCCUGACCCAAACUCUAUGAAUAAUUGUUUACUUUCACUUCUGUAUGGAGGAAUUUUAAAACAGAUUUCAUUUUGUUCUGUUUAUUUUGGGAAGGUGCGUUGUGGGGAGGGUGUUCUUUCAAGUGAUUCAUAUCUCAAAACCCAUACCACUCUCAACUUUUAUUUGAUGUAUUCAAAGCUGGAAAAAAAAAAAAAAAAGCAAAACUGAACACUAAUUUGACAUGAAGCUGAAGGAGUGAGCAAGCCAGAGCUGAGAGUUUAAAUAAAGCAUGGCCUUGGCUUCAUACCACACUUUUUGUGCCUUGUAUUAUCAAUGUAAAUUCUGAAUGUUGUACAGUAAAUACUUGGAUGGACUUCUUAGAAAAGGCUGCACUGGCUUCUUUUUCAGCACAUGUACAUAUCUAUAAAUAUAUAUACAUAUAUAUUUGGUAAUGCCAAACAGCUGUGUUAUAUUGUAUUGAACAAAAUGAACAGUUUGGAUGUUUUAUGUAGAGUUUGCAAAAAAAAAAAAAAAACUGGAUGGUAACAGACUUUUCAAGAUAAAUGUACAGAAGUAAAUUGCCGCAUAUCAGUUAUUUAUGAAUAAAGAGUCUUUUAUUGACAUUUUAGGAUAUUCCAUGAGUGGAACUUUGACAUACCAAAUCCCAGUGAGGACCUGUUUCGCACACUUUCUGCCAGCCACACCCUAACAGGAGCUGGAAUGACUGCCAUGUCAAAGAUAAUUUCCAAAUACCUGUUAACAUAUUGAACCUGAUUUCUCCUUCUGGCCACAUGGAUGAGAAACUCACUUUGAAGAUGAGAUUAUCACCUCACAUUCCCACCCCACCAACAUAUACAG